Molecule: messenger RNA, 1611 nt
Organism: Colletotrichum fioriniae
Lineage: Eukaryota; Fungi; Ascomycota; Sordariomycetes; Glomerellales; Glomerellaceae
Source: RefSeq, a predicted model, not a curated record
AUGCUCAAGAGGGUGCUCGAGGAAAAGAAUGCCAAAGUUCUCUUGGUUCUACCCUAUGUCGCCCUCGUACAGGAAAAGGUCCGUUGGCUUCGAAACAUCGUCCAGGGCGUGAUGAAACCCAAAGAUGACAUUGACGACGAAAAACGCAUAUGGAGGCGGCGAGCAGACGAAGACACGAUCAGGGUCAUUGGGUUCUUUGGGGGGAGCAAGAUUAAGCCUACUUGGUCCGACUUUGACAUCGGCGUGUGCACCAUAGAGAAGGCCAACGCACUUGUCAAUACGGCGAUAGAUGAUUGCACCAUCAAGCAAUUGAAGUCAGUUGUCCUCGACGAACUGCACAUGAUCGACGAUGACCAUCGCGGAUAUCUGAUGGAGUUGAUGGGCACAAAGUUGCUCACCCUGCCUCAGCCGGUGCAAAUCGUCGGCAUGAGCGCUACCAUGUCUAACAUUAGUCUCUUGGCUACAUGGCUGGGAGCUCAUUCGUAUGAAACGCGCUAUCGCCCAGUACCAAUAGAGGAACAUCUCGUUUACGAGGGUAAUGUGUACCCAGCGACAACGACAAGUGAGCUGCUGAAGACGGCCAAGAACCUUAAUGCAGCCACUCAAAAGACUGGAACAAGAGCCACAAGACGUAUUGAGCCUUCCGGCCACAAGGAAUUCCAAGAUCCCGUCCUCAACGCUGUUGUUUCACUUGCUAGCGAGACUGCUAAGGCUGGCUACGGAGCCUUGGUCUUCGCCAGCAGUCGUUACGGCUGUGAAACAGACGCCCGUUGGAUUGCCAAAGUCAUGCCGACUUUAGACGAGCUUGAAUCUGGCCUAGUUGAGAAGAGGAUUGAAGUCAUGGCCGAGUUGCGUAGUCUCGGGACGGGUAUCGAUCCUGUCCUGGAAGAGACGGUACCUAUGGGCGUUGCAUUUCACCCAGCUGGCAUAAACUUACCGGCACGACGAGUAAUUCUUCACAAUGCUCGUAUGGGAAGAGAUUUUGUUGGGCCAUCGAUGCUCAGACAGAUGCGUGGACGUGCCGGUCGCAAGGGAAAAGACGAAGUCGGAGAAACCUACCUAUGCUGCCGGAAGGAUGAUCUUGAGCAGGUUGUCGACUUAAUGCACGCCGAGAUGCCACACAUCACAAGCGGUUUGAUGACGGACAAGAAGCGGAUCCAAAGAGCACUUUUAGAAGUCAUUGCCAUACGAUUAGCAACGAGCCGAGAUGCGCUGGACGAAUAUAUAACAAAGACUUUGUUGAGCCACUUUGGGCCCCUGGAGUCCCUCCAAGACUGCGUAGAGGUCAGCCUCAGAAAUCUGACGAACAUGGGCUUUGUGUCCGUGGACGACUGCGAAAACUACCAGCCGACAAAACUUGGGAGGGCCAUUGUAGCCUCUGCAUUGGACCCUGACGAUGGUGUCUUCAUCCACAAGGAACUGGAAAGGGCGCUUCAAGCAUUUGUUAUGGAUGGAGAGAUGCACAUCCUUUACACUUUUACACCUGUCCAGGACUCUGGCACCAGCAUCAACUGGCAAGUUUUCAGGAACGAGAUGGAUAAUAUGGAUGAAAGUGGACACAGAGUUCUCGGUUUCCUUGGGCUCAAGCGUGCUGUGAUCAACCGGCUGUAG